This is a messenger RNA of Cuscuta epithymum, 1775 nucleotides long. The record is from the annotation of a GenBank genome assembly. Lineage: Eukaryota; Viridiplantae; Streptophyta; Magnoliopsida; Solanales; Convolvulaceae.
UUAUUUAAGAAGGCAAAUAUUGAUUUUAGAAUCCUCGUAUUAAAUUGCUCUUAAUUAUGGGGAUUUUCAUAAUGAAUGCAAAGCGAUUUUGGCAUGCUAAUUGAAAGCUCAUUUUGGAAAAUCUUUACCGUGCAUUUUUACGGCAACUUUUCUAUAAAUUGGGCAAUACAUCAAAGGUUAUUUAAUUUAUUUACCAUUCUCUGAAGAGUUUAUUUAAUUUGUUUACCAUUUUCUGAAGAGGUUAUUCAAUUUGUUUCCCAUUCUCUAAAGACGCAUCGGAGGCCGGAACACAAUACCAUGAUGGCUGGAACUCCGGUGGAACAACAUGUAGAAGGAGCAGUUAAUGAAAAACAUCAAAGGGGCGAUAGAAAUAUUAUCAGACAACGACUGCUAGUUGUGGCAAAUAGGUUGCCAGUCUCGGCAACGAGGAAUGCCGAUCAGUCUUGGUCACUAGAGAUUAGUGCUGGUGGUCUAGUUAGUGCUCUUCUUGGUAUAAAUGAGUUUGAGGCCAUAUGGAUUGGUUGGCCUGGUUUGAAUCUCACCAAUGAUGAGGAAGGGAGGAAGUCACUUGCAAAAUCAUUAGCCCAAAAGAGAUGUGCUCCUGUAUUCCUGGAUGAUGAGAUUGUGGAUCAGUAUUACAAUGGUUACUGCAAUAACAUAAUAUGGCCGCUUCUACAUUAUCUUGGACUUCCACAAGACGAUCGACUUGCAACGACCAAAACUUUCAAGUCCCAGUUUGAUGCAUUCAAAAGAGCAAAUAACAUGUUUGCUGAUGUAGUGAGUGAACAUUAUAAGGAUGGUGAUAUUGUUUGGAUUCAUGAUUAUCAUCUUAUGUUCCUCCCUGAAUGUCUAAAGAAGAACAACAGUAAAAUGAAAGUGGGCUGGUUUUUGCAUACACCAUUUCCUUCUUCCGAAAUACAAAGGACAUUGCCAUUCAGUUCAGAGCUGUUGCGUGCAAUUCUCUCUGCCGAUAUGGUUGGUUUUCACACUUAUGACUAUGCAAGACAUUUCGUUACUGCGUGUACUCGCAUCCUUGGGCUUAAAGGUACUGCUGCAGGAGUAGAGGAUCAAGGAAGACUGACUCGAGUAGCUGCGUUUCCGAUUGGAAUAGAUUCUGACCGAUUCAUUCGAGCUAUCGAAACUGAGUCAGUGCAGAGCCACAUGGUAGAUUUGCUGAAGAGAUUUGAGGGGAGAAAGAUCAUAUUAGGGGUUGAUAGACUUGAUAUGAUCAAAGGGAUUCCCCAAAAACUACUAGCAUUUGAAAAUUUUCUUGAGGAAAAUCCACAAUGGCAGGAUAAAGUGGUUUUGCUGCAAAUUGCUAUCCCAACGAGAACAGAUGUUCCUGAGUAUCAAAAGCUAACCAAUCAGGUCCAUGAGAUUGUUGGACGCAUCAAUGGCAGAUUUGGAUCUUUAUCUGAUUUUCCCAUUCACCAUCUGGACCGUUCUCUUGACUUUCAUGCUUUAUGUGCGUUGUAUGCUAUUACCGAUGUAGCACUUAUCACAUCUAUACGUGACGGAAUGAACCUUGUCAGCUAUGAGUUCGUGGCUUGUCAAUCAUUAAAAAAAGGGGUUCUUAUCCUUAGUGAAUUUGCAGGUGCUGCACAAUCUUUGGGAGCUGGAUCCCUCCUUGUUAAUCCUUGGAAUGUCUCAGAGGUUGCAGCUUCUAUCAAAGAGGCCUUAGAUAUGCCUGCUGAUGAACGUGAAAAACGUCACCUGCUUAACUUUACACAUGUGACAACCCAUACUUCUCAAAAAUGGGCAGAAACUUUUGUGAG